This is a messenger RNA of Drosophila teissieri, 3667 nucleotides long. RefSeq names its product kinesin-like protein CG14535. Bases 162 to 3563 code for a protein of 1133 amino acids. The transcript is spliced from 7 exons. Gene Ontology annotation, molecular function: ATP binding; microtubule binding; microtubule motor activity. Lineage: Eukaryota; Metazoa; Arthropoda; Insecta; Diptera; Drosophilidae. Gene Ontology annotation, biological process: microtubule-based movement. The record is from RefSeq and is a predicted model, not a curated record.
AAAUCAUGUGCGAGGAAAUCAAGGCAAUUCGGAAAGUCGACGGAGUUGAGCCAAAGAUGAAAUCAACAGCGAGAAAUUGCCAGUCAUAAAAAAAGGGAAACGCAAGUGCUUCCAGCAAUAAACUUCCACCGCCAACUGUGGCGACCAAUAGUCAAGGAACCAUGGCCACCAGUACGUCAAACAUGCCCCGCAACGGUGGCUUCUGUGGUGCACUGCAGCGGGCCCCGCCGCCGAUGCCACCAACUCUCAUCCGCCGCCUGAGUAGCCGGGAGUGCUACGGAGUGGGCAAGGUGAAGGUCAUGCUGCGGGUGGCGGACCGGGACAGGAACUCCGGCGGAACGGAGCCGGACUUUAUGGCCUUGGACAAGAAGAAGCGACAGGUCACGCUCACCGAUCCGAGAACCGCGUGUCCACCGCCCCAGGCUGCCCAGGAACGGGCACCCAUGGUGGCCGCCCCCAAAAUGUUUGCAUUCGAUAACCUCUUCACCGCGGAGGAUAAGCAGGCGGAUGUGUGUGCAUCGGCGCUGAGCGAAGUGAUACCCGCCGUGCUCGAAGGCUCCGAUGGCUGCCUGCUGGCCAUGGGAUAUCCUGCCACCGGCCAGGCCCAAACGGUGUUGGGCGAGCUGGGCGGUGGUGGUGGGAGUGGGAGUGGGAGUGGCAGUGGCAGUGGGGGGGCGUGUUCCCUGGGAGCAGCCCCCUGCGCCAUCGCCUGGCUGUACAAGGGCAUCCAGGAGAGGCGGCAGAAGAGCGGAGCGCGCUUCUCGGUGCGGGUCAGUGCCGUGGGCGUCAGUGCCACCAAGCCGGAUGCGCUCUCGCAGGAUUUGCUCAUCUCGCAUGCAGCCGAAUCUGACGACUCCCCGGGGAUUUAUUUGCGUGACGACUUCCUUGGCGGUCCAACGGAACUACGUGCACCCACCGCCGAGCGUGCGGCCCUCUUUCUCGACUCUGCGCUCGCCGGACGCUUAAAAAGUUCCGGUUCCACGGCAUCUGGGAGUACUGGAUGUGCCGCCGCCCCCUUGGAGUCCGCCCUCAUAUUCACGCUGCACGUCUACCAGUACAGCCUGUCCCGCAAGGGAGGUGUGGCUGGCGGCCGGAGCCGUUUACAUAUCAUCGACCUGGGCGGGUGUGCGAAUCGCAGCGGGGGACUGCCGCUGUCGGGGAUCGGCAACAUACUGCUGGCGAUACUAUCCGGCCAGAGGCAUCCCCCACACAAGGACCACCCGCUGACCCCGCUGCUCAAGGACUGCCUGGCCCCCAUCACCUGCCAUGUGGCCAUUGUGGCCCAUGUGCGACCGGAGCAGAGCUACCAGGAUGCCCUCUCCACCAUUCAAAUCGCAUCCCGAAUUCAUCGCCUGCGUCGCAGGAAACAUCGUGUUCCCAUGCCCUUGGCUGUGGGCUUGGCCCAGGGACUCGGCGGCAAUGGCUCCUCAGCGGGAUCGGGUGCGGAUCCCUCCAGUUCGGAAAUCUCCGCCUACACUGUCAUCUACAUGGGACCCAAUGACGAUGCCACGGAUGGGGAACAUCCGCCCGUAUAUCUGCCAUCGCUGACUGCGGGGGAUAAUCGCGGGGUGAUGAGCAAAGCCCUCAAGGGGAGUGGGCUGGAGAAACCCCUCUCGAAGUCAGCCUCCAACAGUCCCAUGAUGAUGAAAAAAGCCCUGGCAGCGGAAAAAGCUAAAAAGCUGCCGGGAAGCCACACGGGCAGCUUAAAGCGUCAGGCGGGAGCGGGAGCCUGCUCCUCCCCAACGAUUGCCCACGAGCAGCCACAAGUGCAGGCCAUGGGUUCGCCGAUACCGAUACCACGGCACAUGGUGUCCAAGGGUUCGAUGGUGCCCUCGCCGAAGGGAUCGCCCAUGCGAAGAGCCCAUCCGGGAGCGGCUCUCGAGCAGCUGGAGGCGGGAAUGCGGAAAAUAACGGAAGAGCAGUGGAUCGAUGGACCGCGAGUGUCCAGGGCCAAGGUGGCGGAAGCUCGUCAUCUGAUGAGGGAGGGUAAUCAUGUGAAGCAAUGCGAAACCUGGGGGGAUGGUCCCAAGUCGCAGUCCUGCAGAUCCCUGACAGCCGGCAAUCUUCCAGCAGCCGGUGGCAGUCAGGCGCAGGGCUACGGGUUUAUGGAUGCCCACAAGAAGACCAUGAUUCGACAGUGGGUGGAGAAUCAGACAACGCAAGUCUUCCAAAGUACAGUGUCCGCCAGUAAUUCCCCCACUGCUCUGCACUGGAAACUCUCGCAGCUGAAGCAGAAAUCGCUGGAUCUACCAGACAGACCUGCUUUCAAUCCGGAACCCUCCUUGGAUCUCAAUCAGCCGUGCUUCGAGAGUUUACCCCUCCUGGAUCCUGCUCCACCGGAUGGCGACGAGGACGAGGACAGCGGUCCCUCAGAGGUUCCCCCUGCUCUUCCACUGCUGGAUGAUCCCCUCGGCUCCAGGGACAUCUCACAGGAUAACCUGCACCGGAUGCUCUCGCGGCAUGUGUCCAGGGAACAGCUUCAUGAGGCUGAACUGGUGGCCAGUCGAGCGUCAUCCUCGCAUCAUCCAUCCCAGCGGAGUAUUGAUUGUGGGCUGCAAGUCACAGAGGAGGAGAUUGCCAGGACCAUGUCCAGAGAUCGGGAUCACGAUCCCAGUGCACAUCCGCUAUCAGCUCUGAGUCACUGCGACAACAUCUCCUUCGUGGCCAGCUUCAACAUGGCCUGUGAAUCCUUCAGCGAGUGCGGCGAAAGAGCAAGACAACAAUUUGAUCAGCUGGCUCGCCUGCAUGAGAUCUUCACCUCCCAACUGGCCAUGGCCGAGGUCACGCCCUCCGCCGCCCUUUUCCGUACCGAUAUUGGAAGUGUGUUCAGUGAGCCCGUGUAUCACUUCAAUGUUGGCCAGAGUAGCGUUUGCAGCGAACCAGCCUACAGAUUGACCCCCAGUCCGCCAAAGCAACCGUCGCACAGUCCAAGUCAAGGCUCACUGCCCAGCUUGAACGGCAUCAUGGAGAUAGCAGGGAUGGAUGAUUAUGCUCUACUCCGCCAGCCAGACGGCGCCUCCGAUCCCAAUCUGCAGAAGGGAGAGAAGAGAUUUACCCCACAGCACGAUGAUAUUUGCGAACUGGAUGAGAAAUCCAUGGCGGCGGCGGUGGGCAAGAGAAACUCUCUGGAGGAUGCACAGCACAAGCUGAACGAGAUCACGAAUAUCCUGCCCCUGGCUGCCCAAUCGCGACUUCCCCUGCUGCCCCUGAAUACCAGCUCCGAGGCCUACGACAGUGGUCACGAUUCCAACUCCACUCCGAGGACUUCCAAGCACUCGGGCAUAUCCCGAAGGGCGGAGAGUGGCUAUCACAGUGUGGCCACCGUGCGGGAUUCGGAUGAGAGUAGCUUCGCGUCCGGCAUGUCCAAGGGUCAGCGGCAUCGCAUCACCGUCUCAGGAACGGGAGCAGUCACAUCGGCGGGCAUCGGAAAUUAUCAGAGGCAGUGCCACAAGAAGCGACAUCGACAGGAUCAGGCUGGCAACAAUAAAGGCCUCUGCAACUGGCUCUUGACUCCCUUUUCCUGCACUUAUCCAGAGACUGAGGGUGAGAUCAGCGAUUUUUAGAGAGCAACUAGCGACAAGCCACCGCAUCCAAGUCCAAAACGCCCACCAAAAAACCACGCAAAGAACCGAGCUAGUCCAGCAUUCAAAAUGGCCAAACAUAGACA